GCCAAGGGGUGGGCAUGUGGGCCGGUCCUUGGUUCAGUUGUGUUCUCUGCCCGCCCCGUCUGACUCACCCUGACAACUUUCUUCCUGCCCCUGGCCACCUCUCUGGCCACUUGCUUCCUCAGUACAUUGGUCUAGCUCUUCCUGAAACAACCCAGGAGCUCGGAGCUUCGCAUCUGACCUUCCAGUCAUGACCAGGACCAGGACAGCACUCCUCCUGUUCACAGUCUUAGCGACUUCUCUGGGUUUCAACUUGGACACAGAGCGGCUGACAGCCUUCCGUGUGGACAGCGCUGGGUUUGGAGACAGCGUGGUCCAGUACGCCAACUCCUGGGUGGUGGUUGGAGCCCCUCACGAGAUGACGGCUGCCAAUCAAACAGGCGGCCUCUACCAGUGCAGCUACAGCACCGGUGCCUGUCGGCCCAUCAGCCUGCAGGUCCCCUGGGAGGCAGUGAACAUGUCCCUGGGCCUGUCCCUGGCGGCUACCACCAGCCCCUCCCAGCUGCUGGCCUGCGGCCCCACCAUGCACCACGCGUGCGGGAGGAACAUGUACCUGACCGGACUCUGCUUCCUCCUGGCCCCUACCCAGCUCACCCAGAGGCUCCCAGCAUCCAUGCAGGAGUGCCCAAGACAGGAGCAGGACAUUGUGUUCCUGAUCGAUGGCUCGGGCAGCAUCUUAUACAACAACUUUGCCACGAUGAAGAGCUUCGUGAGAGCUGUGAUGAGCCACUUUCAGAGACCCAGCACCCAGUUUUCCCUGAUGCAGUUCUCCAGCAAAUUCCGAACACACUUCACUUUCAAGGAAUUCAGGGACAGCUCAAACCCCCUCAGCCUGUUGGCUUCUGUCUACCAGCUGGGAGGGUACACACACACGGCCACCGCCAUCCAAAAAGUUGUGAGGGAAUUGUUCCUUGCCUCAAACGGGGCCCGCAGGGAUGCCACCAAGAUCCUCAUUGUCAUCACUGAUGGGAAGAAAGAAGGCGACUGGCUGGAUUAUGAUGAUGUCAUCCCCAUGGCAGACAAAGCAGGCAUCAUCCGCUAUGCAAUUGGGGUUGGAUCAGCUUUUCAAAACAGAAACUCCUGGAAAGAAUUGAAUGACAUUGCAUCGAAGCCCUCCCAGGAACACAUAUUUAAAGUGGAGGACUUUGAUGCUCUGAAAGAUAUCCAGAACCAACUGAAGGAGAAGAUCUUUGCCAUUGAGGGUACCGAGACUACAAGCAGUAGCUCCUUUGAAUUGGAGAUGGCGCAGGAAGGCUUCAGUGCUGUGUUCACGCCUGAUGGCCCUGUCCUGGGGGCUGUGGGGAGCUUCAGCUGGUCUGGAGGUGCCUUCCUGUACCCCCCAAAUAUGAACCCCACCUUCAUCAACAUGUCUCAGGAGAAUGUGGACAUGAGGGAUUCUUACCUGGGUUACUCCACCCAGCUGGCCCUGUGGAAGGGGGUACAGAGCCUGGUCCUGGGGGCCCCCCGCUACCAGCACACCGGGAAGGCUGUCAUCUUCACCCAGGUGUCCAGGAGAUGGAGGAUGAAGGCUGAAGUCACGGGGACCCAGGUCGGCUCCUACUUUGGGGCCUCCCUCUGCUCCGUGGACAUGGACAGCGAUGGCAACACCGACCUGAUCCUCAUCGGGGCCCCCCAUUACUACGAGCAGAUCCGAGGGGGCCAGGUGUCCGUGUGCCCCUUGCCCAGGGGGUGGAGCAGGUGGUGGUGUAAUUCGGUUCUCCGAGGGGAGCAGGGCCACCCCUGGGGCCGCUUUGGGGCGGCUCUGACGGUGCUGGGGGACGUCAAUGGGGACAAGCUGACGGAUGUGGCCAUCGGGGCCCCAGGAGAGGAGGAGGACCGGGGUGCUGUCUACCUGUUUCACGGAGACUCCGGACCCAGCAUCAGCCCCUCCUAUAGCCAGCGGAUCGCGGGCUCCCAGCUCUCCCCUAGGCUGCAGUAUUUUGGGCAGGCGCUGAGCGGCGGUCAGGACCUCACCCAGGAUGGACUGGUGGACCUGGCGGUGGGGGCCCGGGGCCAGGUGCUCCUGCUCAGGACCAGACCUGUGCUCUGGGUGAGGGCAAGCAUGCAGUUCAUACCUGCCGAGAUCCCCCGGUCUGCGUUUGAGUGUCGGGAGCAGGAGGUCUCUGACCAGCCCCUGGGACACGCCAGCAUCUGCCUUUACAUUGACAACAUUUCCAAGAACCUGCUCGGGAGCCGUGACCUCCAAAGCUCUGUGACCUUGGACCUGGCCCUCGACCCUGGCCGCCUGAGUCCCCGCGCCACCUUCCAAGAAACAAAGAGCCGGAGUCUGAGCCGAGUCCAAGUCCUCGGGCUGAAGACACACUGUGAAAACUUCGAUCUGCUGCUCCCGGCCUGCGUGGAGGACUCCGUGACUCCCAUCACCUUGCGUCUGAACUUCACGCUGGUGGGUGAGCCCCUCCCUUACUUCAGAAACCUGCAGCCUAUGCUGGCCGUAGAUGCUCAGAGAUACUUCACAGCCUCCCUCCCCUUUGAGAAGAACUGUGGAGCCGACCAUAUCUGCCAGGAUGAUCUCGGCAUCUCCUUCAGCUUCCCAGGCUUGAAGACCCUGCUGGUGGGGAGUAACCUGGAACUAAAUGCAGAAGUGAUGGUGUGGAACGACGGGGAAGACUCCUACGGAACCACCAUCACCUUCUCUCACCCGGCGGGACUGUCCUACCGCCACGUGGCACAGGGCCAGAAACAGGGACAGCUGCGCUCCCUGCGCCUGACAUGUGACAGCGCCCCAGCUGGGAGCCAGGGCACCUGGAGCACCAGCUGCAGAAUCAACCACCUCAUCUUCCGUGAGGGUGCCCAGAUCACCUUCUUGGUUACCUUCGACAUCUCCCCCAAGGCUGUCCUGGGAGACCGGCUGCUUCUGGUAGCCAAUGUGAGCAGUGAGAACAACACCCCCAGGACCAGCAAGACCACCUUCCAGCUGGAGCUCCCUGUGAAGUACGCCGUGUACACCGUGGCCAGCAGCCACGAACAAUCCACCAAGUACUUCAACUUCUCAGCCUCCGAGGAGAAGGAAAGCCGUGUGGCCACACACAGAUACCAGGUCAGCAACCUCGGACAGAGGGACCUGCCAGUCAGCAUCAACUUCUGGGUGCCUGUGGAGCUGAAUCAGGAGGCUGUGUGGACGGAGGUGGAGGUGUCCCAUCCCCAGGACCCAUCCCUUCGGUGCUCCUCGGAGAAAAUCGCACCCCCAGUGUCUGACUUCCUGGCGCACAUUCAGAAGAAUCCUGUGCUGGACUGCUCCAUUGCUGGCUGCCUGCGGUUCCGCUGUGACAUCCCCUCCUUCAGUGUCCAGGAGGAGCUGGACUUCACCCUGAAGGGCAACCUCAGCUUUGGCUGGGUCCGCCAGACAUCGCAGAAGAAGGUAUCGGUCGUGAGUAUGGCUGAAAUUACAUUCGACACAUCCGUGUACUCCCAGCUUCCGGGACAGGAGGCAUUUAUGAGCGCUCAGACAGUGACGGUGCUGGAGAAGUACGAGAUCCACAACCCCACACCCCUCAUCGUGGGCAGCUCUGUGGGGGGUCUGCUGCUGCUGGGGCUCAUCACAGCCGCACUGUACAAAGUUGGCUUUUUCAAGCGUCAGUACAAGGAAAUGAUGGAGGAGGCAAAUGGACAAAUUGCCCCAGAAAACAGAACAUCAGACCCUCAGUCUGCCCAGUGAGAGAUGAUCCCCUCUUGGCCUUGGACUUCCUCUCCCCUUCGAGGUUUCUACAUUUACUUACCCUUACCUGUCAGGCCUGACAGGGAGGAACCAUCGCACCAAGAGAGGCUGGGAUCAGCCUGCUUCCUGUCUUUGGGAGGAGCAUCUUGCUUGGGAAAGGGCCUGUGUCUUGUCAAGAUUCCAACUGGAAACCCUUAGGAGAGGGUCCCUGUCGUGUCCCCCAAAGGGUUUGACUUGCAAUUUCUACCUAGAAAUACAUGGACAAUACCCUCAG
Molecule: messenger RNA, 3947 nt
Organism: Sapajus apella (tufted capuchin)
Lineage: Eukaryota; Metazoa; Chordata; Mammalia; Primates; Cebidae
Gene: ITGAX
Product: integrin subunit alpha X
Exons: 30
Coding region: 188-3673 (1161 amino acids)
Biological process (GO): cell adhesion mediated by integrin; cell-matrix adhesion; cell-cell adhesion
Cellular component (GO): external side of plasma membrane; integrin complex
Molecular function (GO): integrin binding
Source: RefSeq, a predicted model, not a curated record